Aphanomyces astaci is the source of this 636-nucleotide messenger RNA. RefSeq lists its product as hypothetical. Bases 1 to 636 code for a protein of 211 amino acids. The record is from RefSeq and is a predicted model, not a curated record. The transcript has 2 exons. NCBI's taxonomy places the organism in Eukaryota, Oomycota, Saprolegniomycetes, Saprolegniales, Verrucalvaceae.
AUGACCGUGGGUGAACAAAGUCGACGGCCGAUUCCGUGCGACAACUCGCUCGAGGUUAUCGCUUCACUGACUGCAUCGUUGUCAAGUGUCAUCGAUAAAACGUGUGUGCUUCAGAGGCUGUGGGGCGUUGUGCAUCUGGACAAAUCCAAAAUCAGCAUAAUGAUCGAUACCACAUUGCCAGUUUUGCUGCAGUUGCGACUCUCGUCCCCAGAAGUCAACUAUUGGCUUGCUGCUGUGCUUGAAGAAUUCACAGCCUUCUCAAGCUUUGUCAUCCAUACCCAGCCAACCAAAGUCGCCUUCUUGAACAUGCUCGUCAAGCUACUCAAAGUGCCCGAUCCAGCGAAUGCGUUUCUUGACUCCAAAUGCACCGCGGCCAACUCCGUCGCAAAUCUGAUUCAAGUGUCAGGAGAGCAAGCAGCACACACGAUUGUGGUCGAUUCGGCGGGACUCGUUGGGCACUUGUGCGCUUUACUCCAUGUCAAAAGAGAGUGCGCGCAACAUUCGAGUUUACGGGCAUUGUGGCGUCUGGCGUACUAUAGCCCCACCAUCCGCGACGAAGUGAGCAGCCACCUGGCAAGCGUUUGUGUGAUCACGAUCAACAAAGACAUCGUUCAAAUCCGCCAUCACAGCCACUGA